Messenger RNA from Ostertagia ostertagi, 204 nucleotides. The record is from the annotation of a GenBank genome assembly. NCBI's taxonomy places the organism in Eukaryota, Metazoa, Nematoda, Chromadorea, Rhabditida, Trichostrongylidae.
UGCGUUGGUGUGGGGCGCGUCGGCAAAACACAAUCCACAACGGGUCGGUAAGGAGCAUGUGUUAGUCGAUGAGGAUGUGGUCCAAAUUCUCAAAAGAAUACAGUUCGGUAUCCAAUGGCAUAAUAAAGCCCCGUUGGAUACUGACAUGCAGAAGGUACCAAUGAAGCACAAUGGUGCCCUAAGCCUUGUCGGUAUCCUCAAUUG